Messenger RNA from Cetraspora pellucida, 2181 nucleotides. The record is from the annotation of a GenBank genome assembly. NCBI's taxonomy places the organism in Eukaryota, Fungi, Glomeromycota, Glomeromycetes, Diversisporales, Gigasporaceae.
AUGCCUCUUAAGACUAAUAAAAUUGCCUCGCCUGGUGCGUUAUCAACUGGUUUUGCACUUCCUUCACCAAGUUUGCAAGCUGAAGAAGGAUUCAGAUAUAAAUCGAGUGGAUCACCCACAUAUAAUACUGAGAAGCAGUCGUUAGGAAUUAAUGACUUUUCAGAAAAGCAUCCACCAAAUCCACUAAAGUCGCCAACUAACAUUCAACCAUACGUUGGAUUGCAUGGUCGAUUAUCCCUCGCUUGGAUCACAUAUCCGAUAAUAGCAUUACUAUUUAUAACUCUUCGUCUCAUUAUAGCAAUGAGUUCCAUACAACCUUUAGUUGAUGAAGUUAAAGACAAAGCACUUAAAUCAUGUAAUUCUCUUGAACUUGCAACCUCAACGCUAAUAUCAUUACCACACUUUAUGGCUGAUGGAUUUAACCGUGCAACAGUUGACAGUGUCAAUCUUUCAAUUAAAGGGGCAUCAAAAGCACUGGAUUUUGGAAUUCUUGCACUCGAAGGUAUUAUUGUUUGGAUAAUUCACUUAUAUAAAAGUACUUUUAAAUGCCUAUUAGAAUUAGUUAUAAAUGGAUCAUUAAGCUCAAUUGCUGAAGCUGUAAGAGUUUUACAAGCAUUUUCUACCACACAACUUACUAACAUAAAAACCGGAAUCGAUAAGGAUAUUUCCUCCGUAAAUGCAGCUCUUAACUCAGUCCGAACAGCUAUUUCUACAGCUGGAUCACUUAUUGGAGGAAUUAAUGUUCCUACAGUUACAAUUCCAUCGGCAGAUGCAUUAAAUUCUUUUCAACUUCCAACAUCAAAUAAUGUUGCAGGACUUGACGCAUUGAGUCAAAACAUUCCAACUAUUGCUGAUAUUGAAACCAAAUUGGAUAAUAUUGUGACCAUUCCUUUUGAACAAUUAAGAAUAUUGGUUCAAUCAACAAUGUCAAAUUUAACUUUUAAUCAAACGGUAUUACCUGUUCCACCACCAAAUAAUUUAAAAUUUUGUGCUAAUAGUUUGGAUCUUAGUGUUCUUGAUCAACUAUCACAUGAUCUUAUCAAAGCCGCGACAAUUGGAAUAGUUAUAAUUUUCAUAAUUGGUCUUUUAAUGAUUCUUAUUAAUGCAUUUUACAUAUUGAUUUCCUAUAAACGCUUUAUGAUACAUGUUAAUCGUACUGUCACCACAGUUCAAUUAAUAACUGUCAAUCCAAGCAGGGAAUCAAUCUUAGAUAUAAUAAAAAUCGCUGAACAUCCGUUGAUAUCACUGUGGAUCAUUAAAACUUCAAAAAUUUUUAAAAGAACUGAAAAUCAAAAUUUGUUUCGAUGGUAUUGGGAUUACAUAUUGUAUAAACCAGCACUUAUUUGUUUAACAAUUGGGAUCGCUGGUGUUUUAGGAAUAUACUUACAAAUAGCCAUCUUGAAUGUUGUUCGACAAAAUUAUCGUGCACCAAUUCAACAGGCAAUAAGUGCAUUUGGUGAUACUGUAUUGAAUCUAAUGAAUUCACAAUUGAAUAAUACGUCACAACAAUUUGCCAAUGGAAGCAAUUCUGUGUUAUCAACCUUGGAAAACGGGAUUAAUCAAGAUCUAUUUGGAUGGGUGAACAUCACAACUACAACAUUGAACAACACUCUUAAUGCGGCAGUUGAUGAUAUUUCAUCAUUUAUACAAACUACAUUUCAAGGUGUACCAGCAUUAGCAACUUCAAUUCAACAAAUUUUAAAUUGUUUGAUUUUUGUGAAAAUAGAAGGAAUUCAAGCAGGACUAACUUUUAUCAAGGAUCAUGCGUUUAUUGAGUUACCUAGAGUGAAUAAUAAUAUCUUAAUGAUUAGCCCUUUGAGAAUGCAAGAAGCAGUAAGUAAAACCACAGAUCAACUUGUUGGACCACAGAAUGAUAACUCCAAUGGGGGUGAAAUUGGUGGAAUUUUUGAUGAGUAUGAAAACAAGCUACGUUCAGAACUUACAUUGUUUCUAGUAUUGAUCGGAGCAUAUGUAGUAGUAGUUCUUAUGGGAGUAAUUUAUGUGUUGUGGUUCAUUUAUCAACGUAGACGAAGAAAUAAUACGUUGCUUAAAGAAGAAUCACUUAAGAAAUCUCUCAAGGAGGAACCCAUGAAAAAUUUUACGUUGCCUUCGGAAUCAUCACGCUCUAAGAAUAGGCAACCACCAUCAUUACCACCGAAACCAAUUUACCUUAUAAAAUGA